Orcinus orca (killer whale) is the source of this 1347-nucleotide messenger RNA. It is a transcript of the gene GADD45B, whose product is annotated as growth arrest and DNA damage inducible beta. NCBI's taxonomy places the organism in Eukaryota, Metazoa, Chordata, Mammalia, Artiodactyla, Delphinidae. The record is from RefSeq and is a predicted model, not a curated record. Gene Ontology annotation, biological process: regulation of cell cycle. The transcript has 4 exons. The coding region runs from base 241 to 723 and encodes 160 amino acids. Gene Ontology annotation, cellular component: nucleus; cytoplasm.
AGCCGCGCGCUAAGGUCGCUGAAGCCGAGGACGUCAGACUCUGCAGUUCCCUGGAUUAUCCUUGCUGAGGCACUUGCAAUUUUUUUCCGCCUUAUUUGGGGAGGAUUUCGCUGCCUUCCGAAGGUCUUGACGAACGACUGGGUUCCGUAGGAAGGCUUUGGGCUCUCCGGCCUCGGACUUUGCAUUUUCUCCCUUGGAACUGUCGUGGGGCUGUUUUCCACUGUGGAUUAUAACUGCAACAUGACACUGGAAGAGCUCGUGGCGUGCGACAACGCGGCGCAGAAGAUGCAGACGGUGAGCGCCGCGGUGGAGGAGCUGCUGGUGGCUGCGCAGCGCCAGGACCGCCUCACCGUGGGGGUGUACGAGUCGGCCAAGCUGAUGAAUGUGGACCCUGACAGCGUGGUCCUGUGCCUCCUGGCUAUUGACGAGGAGGAGGAGGACGACAUCGCCCUGCAGAUCCACUUCACGCUCAUCCAGUCUUUUUGCUGUGACAACGACAUUGACAUCGUGCGGGUGUCAGGAAUGCAGCGCCUGGCACAGCUGCUGGGCGAGCCGGCCGAGACCCAGGGCACCACCGAGGCCCGGGACCUGCACUGCCUCCUGGUCACGAACCCUCACACAGACGCCUGGAAAAGCCACGGCCUGGUGGAGGUUGCCAGUUACUGCGAAGAGAGCAGGGAGAACAACCAGUGGGUCCCCUACAUCCCCCUCCAGGAGCGCUGAGACCCUGCCCGGCGUCAGAACCUGUUGCUGCCCAAAAACACGAUAAAAUAAAUAUUUGAUUCCCCCUCCCUCCCAGAACCCCCCCAAACAACCCAACCUAUGAGACCGUCGGGGGCAGGAUCGUUGGAGGCUGAAGACAGGAGAGGGAGUGCGCGGCCACCCCAGGGCGCCGGGGCUGGAGCAGCGCCAGCAGCGGCCACUGUGUGAGGAGAUGAUGGGACCCAGGCCAGCAAGAGAGGGGACCCUGGAGCUCAGGCCUGGCGACAGAGCAGAAGCUGGAGUGGGGGAGCUGUGCCCCCCCCCCACAGGAGGGCCGAGACUCCACACUUCAGGGGUGGGGUGGGACUGAGAGUACCCGCCCCCCUCCUUGAGACCAGAGCUGACAUGUGCAAACGGGCCUUUGUGGGCCGAGGGUCCGCACCCUGGCCAGGACAGUACUUUGGGACUUGGGAGACAGGGCUAUGUUGCUCUCUACCGGCGAACUCCCAGUCUGCAAACUAAAUGGACAAUCUAUUUUGUUACUUGCACUUGUUACUUGAAUCGGUGAAAGAAAGAUGGGAAGCUUACAGAUACAUAUAUUUUUACUUCUACUAUGAUGGCCUUGUAAUAAAUUGUUAAAGCUUC